Molecule: messenger RNA, 3129 nt
Organism: Fonsecaea multimorphosa CBS 102226
Lineage: Eukaryota; Fungi; Ascomycota; Eurotiomycetes; Chaetothyriales; Herpotrichiellaceae
Exons: 2
Coding region: 1-3129 (1042 amino acids)
Source: RefSeq, a predicted model, not a curated record
AUGUCCUAUUACCAGCCUAUGACCCCUCGACUGGAUGCCAUUCCCACAGACCGUCGGAAUUUAGCUCGCACUAUGACAUACCAAUCUCCCCCUCGCAACUCUGAUAUGGCAAACCAGAACAAAGAUGCCAUUAUCGAGGUCUCUGACGAUGGAUCUGAUACUGAUCUAUCUCCACAAUACACACCUUCCCGUCAGUCUUUGCGUCGACUCCCACUCAGAAGAGCUUUGUCAACUUCCUCAGCUAGUGACGCCGAAGUCUCCGAUACCGAGUUUGCCCUGGAAUCCCGUCAUGUUCGUCCUCCCCGAGCCCUCAAGCGAACAAGGACUCCUGGUAGUUCCAUAGCCAGCUCACCACAAAUACCACCGGGCGAACGUGGGAAGCGCCGAGCAAAUUCACGCUCCCCUCGCGCUCAGGUUAGCACGGGCGGCAAAGAAGCUGGGUCUAGUUCGCAAUUGUUGCAUCACAUAUUCCGUCGUGAUGGUAUUGCUCCUGAACGAGCAACUGCUGUUCCAAGGCCAAACAAUCCCACGCGGCGUUACGGAACUCCUGAGAAGACAAAAGCAGCAGAACAACCACCGUACUACGUCGACGGCCGGCUCGAUAUCAAAAUGUAUCGAGGGCCAGGUUACGAGCGCUUUCCCGUAGUUCUUGGGACCGUGGAAGGACAUCAGGAGCUGUGUGAUGACUGGGACGCAAAACAGCUUCGCAAGCUGGAGAGAAAGGCGCACAAGCUGCGGCAAGCAAUCCGAACUCCAUAUAUUAUCCAUGGCUCCGAUUCCGAUUCGAGUGACGAUGGAUCAGAAGACGAGGGGAAAACGGCGUUCGAAAAGGAGUGUCUUGCCAGAGUUAUCGAUGUCUUUCCAGACAUUGAACACGCAUAUGUCGAAAAGAAGAUCCAAGAUGCUCCUCCACAGCCUCGAUAUUUCGACGAAGAUUACCAGGAAAUCAUCACCACUGGCGUCCCACCCCUUGCUGAACAGAUCAUUACUGAGAUUCUGGAGAUGCAGUCAUAUCCCAAGCAGCCUCCUGCCAACUCGAUGGCCUUGGGAAAAGGAGCUGCGGACGACGGCACUGGCAUCAACAUCACCUGGAACAGAAAUCUUCCAAAGGACAAAGUGUACACAAAAGACGCUAUCAUUCUGCUUGGGAAGCAUUUCGUCAAUGUCCCUACUGAUCACAUCAUCAAAGUGGUGGAGGAGAAAAAGUCCAUCUUUGACUCGUAUGUCACCAUCCAGGGAGAAGAGGACCGGUAUUACUCGGUUGAGCCCAGACCCUACACGCGUCGCCCUUCAGCAACGACUGCGCUGGAAAGACAAUACAUGCUGUCAGCAGACGACCGCCGCAUUCCCGCAGAGUACGCCAACAGAGUCAACGAACUGCAGGCAGCUAAGCAAUUCUGCGCUCGCCAGGCGAUAAAGGAGGAAGUCAAGAAGGCUAAGGAGGAAGCUGAAGCUUUAAAUUUGGCGGAACACAUCAGGACCGGCGCCAUCAUGGAAUGCCAGUGCUGCUUCGACACGGAAACUCCUCUCAACCGCAUCGUCCCUUGCAUGGCAGAUAUUCCGCAUUUUUUCUGCUUCACCUGUGUGGAAGGCCUAGCCGACAAUCAAGUUGGAAUGCUCAAGUAUGAGAUGUACUGUAUGGACGCUGGUGGCUGCACCGCGGAGCUUUCUCAUGAGGACGUAGGAAGGGCUGUCCCGAUCACCACCUUUGACCGCCUACAACUCAACAAGCAACAAGCAGAAAUCAAGGCCGCCAACAUUGAAGGUCUCGAGCAGUGUCCUUGUUGUGAAUACAAGGCGAUUUGUGAGGAUGUGGUAAAACAACCCAUCUUCCAUUGCCAGAAUCCAGAGUGCGCUCGCGCAACUUGCAGAAAAUGUAAGAAGGAAAGCCAUAUUCCAAAGACUUGUGAGGAGAAUAAUCGCGACAAGACGUUAUCGGCGCUACAUUCGGUGGAAGAGGCCCGGUCGGAAGCCAUUAUUCGAACAUGCCCCAACUUGACAUGCAAAGCCCCAAUCGUCAAGGAUUUUGGAUGCAACAAAAUGACAUGUGCACUAUGCCAAUGCCUCAUGUGUUAUGUGUGCAAUGCAGACAUAACGCAUCUCCGCGGCAAUGCCUACUCCCAUUUCGGGAGCAAGUGUAUCUUGUAUGACGGAGAAGGCAUCAACCGACACGAAAAUGAAGCAAACGAGGCGGAACAAGGCGCCAUCACCAAGGCCAAAGCCAUGGAUGCAGAGCUUGAUGAAAGCAAGCUUCGCGUUGACACGGGAAAACCCAAGGAACGCCCAUCAGCCUUACUGAUGCAUCCCGCCGCCGACGUGUUUCUGCGCGGUUUGAACAAUCGCGCUGCGCGUCUGAACAAUCGUCAGGCACACCUUCGCGACCUGCAAGCCCGUGUCGAUCGUCUCCAAGCUCUGCGCCCGGAUCCCGAGCUCGAGGAAAUCCUGGCAGCCGUCCAUCGCAUAGGCGGCGCGGGGCAGCCACCCCCAAACCCAAGGGAGCACAUUCAGGAAUUGGCUGACCUCUAUAGACGUGCGCGCCUGAAUCUGGCUCGACAUCAACCUCAUUUAGAGGCACAGCUGCAGCAGCCUGCACCGGCAGAUCGCUACGCGCCGGUGCACAACCAACUACCAGCAGCUUUCAAUCCUGUGGUCAACCCGCCUGUUCUUCUUCCUCCUGCUCACCAUAGGCCGGCGCCUGCCGCAGGAGCUUUUGGUGAUCACGAUUGGCCAGGUAGCAACCGCCUUAAUGGUAUCAAUGAGGGCCGCCUUCUGGGGACUCGCCAAAACUUUGAAUUCAACUUUGCUCGAGCACAAGCGGCCAUGCCAGAUCCGAUUGGCUUGGAUGCACAUGCCGGUGUGAUGCGUGAGCGCCGUCGAGUAGCUCAACCACCUCUCCAGCCGAAUAAUCUGCGAUACGAUCCCUCCCUUGGACAAUAUGAAGGCGGUGCUGCGUAUGCCAGCCCUGUAGCUGGUAGGAAUGUGGAUGCAAGGCAGCUUCAUCGACCGGCUGGUGCUGCCGCCCCUGCCCAGGGUAUGCAAAGUCAAACAUCACCCGUUGCCGCUGCCUUAGCUCGCAUUCAUGCUCUUGGUAUUCCCAGGGGAGAAGCGCGAAAUCAGAGCUCUGUUUAA